Molecule: messenger RNA, 5598 nt
Organism: Oryzias melastigma (Indian medaka)
Lineage: Eukaryota; Metazoa; Chordata; Actinopteri; Beloniformes; Adrianichthyidae
Gene: abcc12
Product: ATP-binding cassette, sub-family C (CFTR/MRP), member 12
Exons: 32
Coding region: 526-4713 (1395 amino acids)
Biological process (GO): transmembrane transport
Cellular component (GO): membrane
Molecular function (GO): ATP hydrolysis activity; ATP binding; ABC-type transporter activity
Source: RefSeq, a predicted model, not a curated record
AAAAAUAAACCAAGAAAACAUGAUCUUAAGAUCUGAAGCCAGGUGAGUCCUCCUCUCAGAAAACUCUUCAACACCUGAUCAGUUUGUUCAGAUGAUAAAGAUGCUGCAAACUGAAGGACAAUUCCCCAAUUUCACUUAAAUCUGUUUCAUGAGCAACUACUUCUUGAUCCCUUUACCCGAUCGGUUUCUGGAACUCCACAGGAACUGAGGUUUUUUUCACGUGUGAGACGUCUCUUAGUCAAUUUCAGAGGAAAAGUGAGGCUGGGAUCUGAGCGCACGCAUCAGCUGGUUUUGACCACACUGAGGCAGCGCUCACCUCUGCGCAGGACAACCUUUGAUCUCCAUAAAGCCGGGCAGAGUCUCUGUCUCCGGUGGUUCCAGAGGAGUCGGUGUGAGUGUGAGGAGCGCCGUCGCCGUCCUCCACACAGAGCCCAGCUUUGCAGAAAGAGAAGGGAGGGGCGUUCAGGGGUGCAUAGUGGCUGCUUAUCAAGUGAGCUCGGUUAAAGGUGAGCAUUGAGGGCGUCGAUGAUACGUAGAGCUGGGCGGGGAGGGUAUCUGCGGGCCACUCCUGGCUUUAAUUUUUUUUUUUCUUUUCCACAGGGCAAAAUGAAGACAGAAUAUGCCUUAGAGAAGAACAGCAGUCGACGAGCUUCGUUUACAGACGACGGUUUCCGGUGGAGAACCGGAUCCGAGGUCUCCUACCCCGAACAAACCCCCGACGUGGACAAUGGCAGACCUCGCCACCGUUUGUUCGGGAAAUACCACCAAAGCAUUCAGACCCUGAAGCCGCUCCGCUGGUCCUCCUCACAAUCAAACCCGGUGGACAACGCCGGCUUCCUGUCCUUUGUGACCUUUGCCUGGAUGACCCCCAUGAUGUGGGCCAUGUUCAGGAACAGGCUGGACUUCUCCUCGCUUUGUCUGUCUCAGUUUGACGUCGCAGACUCCAGCGGAGAGAGACUGUGGAGGCUGUGGGAGCAGCAGGUGGAGCAGAAGGGUCUGCAGAAAGCCUCUCUGAUUCGGGCGGUCCUUCGCUUCCAAAGAACCAGACUGAUCCUGUCGGUCAUCAUCGGGAUCCUGGUCAUGACUGCAGCCUUCAUCGGCCCUGCCGUUCUGGUCAACGAGAUCUUGAAGUACAUCGAGAACCCAGGCGGCUCCUCUGUGGCGUUCGGCGUCGGUUUGGCCGUGGCUCUGUUCACCUCCGAGUUCUUCAAAGCCUUUUUCAUUUCUCUGCUGUGGGCGGUCAACCUGCGCACCGCCGUCAGGCUCAAAGGGGCGUUCUCCACCAUGGCCUUUCAGAAAGCCAUCUCUCUGAGGGUUCACAGCGACGUUUCCAUGGGAGAGAUGAUAAACGUCUUAACCAAUGACGGCCACAGACUGUUUGAGGCGGUUCUGUUUGGCAGCUUCACUCUGUCCACGCCGGUGCUCUUCGUCGCCUGCAUCGUCUACGCCUGCUACAUCCUCGGCUACACCGCCCUGACCGGCGUCUGCAUCUACCUCAUCUUUGUGCCCGUCCAGUUUAUGUUGGCCAAACUUAUUAAUAAGUUCCGCUGGAGAGCCAUCCUCAUCACUGACAACCGCGUUCGCACCAUGAACGAGAUCCUCAACAGCAUCAAACUCAUCAAGAUGUACGCCUGGGAGGAGUCCUUCGAGGAGAAGAUCGCAGAGUUGAGGAAAACGGAGAAGAAGCAGAUUCGUCUGUUCAGCUACGUCCAGAACACGAACACCAGCGUCACCAGCAUCGUCCCCACGAUGGCCACCGUGGCGACCUUCCUGGUGCACACGCUGAUGGGUCUGGAGCUCAACGCCUCAGACGCCUUCACCACCAUCGCCAUCUUUAACUCCAUGAGGUUCUGCCUGGCUCUGCUGCCUCUGUCGGUGAAGUCUCUGGCUGAGGCGGCCGUGUCCAUCUCCCGCCUGAAGAAGAUCCUCCUGAUCCAGAACCCGGAGCCGUACCUGCUGCAGCAGAAGAACAGCGGCUCAGCCGUGGUGAUGAAAGACGCCUCGCUGUCCUGGACCAAACCGGAGCCCGCCGAGGGGGCGGAGCAUCAAACGGGGAUGGACGCCCCACCGACCCUGAGGAACAUCUCCUUCACGCUGCCGAAGGGAAACCUGCUCGGCGUCUGCGGGAACGUCGGGAGCGGAAAGAGCUCGCUGAUCUCCAGCAUUUUGGAGCAGAUGCACCUCCUGCAGGGAACCAUCUCAGUGGACGGGAAGUUCGCCUACGUUUCCCAGCAGGCCUGGAUUUUCCACGGAUCAGUUCAAGAAAACAUUCUGAUGGGGGAGCCAAUGGAUCAGACCAAGUACGAGCGGGUUCUGGAUGUCUGCAGCCUCAGAGCCGACCUGCAGAUUCUGCCGUUUGGUGAUCAAACUGAGAUCGGGGAGCGGGGGCUGAACCUGUCAGGGGGGCAGAAGCAGAGGAUCAGCCUGGCCCGAGCCGUCUACUCCAAUAAAGACAUCUACCUGCUGGACGACCCGCUGUCCGCCGUCGACGCUCACGUGGGGAAACACAUCUUUGAGGAAUGCAUCAAGAAGGAGCUGCAGGGAAAAUCCGUCAUACUUGUGACACAUCAGCUCCAGUAUCUGGAGUUCUGCGAUGACAUCCUGCUGCUGGAGGACGGAGAGGUCCGGGAGGCGGGGAACCAUCAGAACCUGAUGAACGCCGACGGCCGCUACACUCAGCUGAUCAGCAACUACCAAAUGGAGAAGUCUAAAGCGCAGAAGGAGGAGGAUCCGUCUGAAGAUGCUGAGAAGUUGAAGGAGGCGGAGCUGAGAGAGCGUGCAGACAGCGGCAUCGUUAAUCCAGGCUUCGACAUGUCAGACGAGAAGAAUCAGGACGAGGCUGCUGACCAGAACUCUGCUGUGAAGAACGGUGACCAGCUGGUCAGUCAAGAGUCCUCAUCGGAAGGAUCCGUCUCCUGGAGGAUCUACCAUCAGUACUGCCAGGCAGCUGGAGGUUACUUCAUGACCUUCCUGACCAUCCUGAUCAUCGUGUUGAUGAUCGGCUCCACUGCCUUCAGCAACUGGUGGCUGAGCUACUGGCUGGGACAGGGUGACGGGUCUGCUUUGAACUCCACCUCAGACCAGAACAAUGUCUCCUACUCUUCAGACCAGGGCGAUGUCUCCAAAAACCCAAAUCUGCACUUCUACCAGACCAUUUACGGCGUGAUGGUUAUCGUCAUGGUGAUACUUGCUACCUUUAAGUGCUUCAUUUACACUCACGUCACUUUAAGAGCUGCAUGCAAGCUUCAUAACUCCAUGUUUAAGAAGAUUAUUGGGAGUCCAAUGAGCUUCUUUGACACAACACCAACUGGUCGCAUUUUGAACCGCUUUGCCAAAGACCAAGAGGAGGUGGACACGGUCCUUCCUAUCCACAUGGACCCUUUUUUACAGUUUUGUCUGCUCGUCACAUUCACCAUCAUCAUCAUCUCCGCAGUCUUCCCGCUGAUGCUGGUGGCAGUGGUCAUUAUAGGAGCUUUGUUCACCAUCAUCCUCUUUAUCUUCCAAAGAAGCAUCCGUCAAAUGAAGAAGAUGGAGAACGUCAGUCGAUCUCCGUGCAUCUCCCUCACUACCUCCACCCUGCAGGGCCUCAGCACCAUCCACGCCUACAACACCAAAGACAGUCACGUCAAACUGUUCAAAACCCUCAACGACAUCAACUCAAAUCACUUCUUACUGUUUCACUCUGGCACUCGGUGGCUCUCCUUCUGGCUGGACUUCAUGGCUUGCACCAUGACGUUGUUGGUGUCUCUGUUUGUGGUCCUUAGUAGCAAUGAAGUCAUUAAUCCCACCUUAAAAGGCCUGGCAAUCUCCUACACCAUACAGUUAACAGGUUUGCUCCAGUAUGUUGUGAGACAGUCAACAGAGGUUGAGGCCCGGUUCAACUCAGUGGAGCGACUCCUGGAAUACAUCACGGACUGCAAGUCUGAGGCUCCCAGGCACAUUAGGGACGCUCAGAUCCCAGAGGAUUGGCCCAAAAGCGGCUCCGUCACCUUCAAAGACUACAAGAUGAAGUACCGAGAAAACACCCCCAUCGUUCUCAAUGGGCUCGAUUUCACCAUCCAACCUGGGGAGAAGCUUGGCAUUGUGGGACGUACAGGCUCAGGGAAGUCCUCUUUAGGCGUCGCUCUGUUCAGAAUAGUGGAGCCAGCCGCAGGAACCAUCCUGAUCGAUGGCGUGGACAUCUCAGCUAUCGGCCUGAAGGACCUGCGCAGCAAACUGUCCAUCAUCCCGCAGGACCCCGUGCUGUUCAUCGGCACAGUCAGAUACAACCUGGACCCCUUUGAUAACUACACUGAUGAGGAGAUCUGGGAGGCUCUGGAGAAGACCUACAUGAAGGACUCGAUCUCCAGGCUGGAGGAUAAACUGCAGGCCAAAGUGUUGGAGAACGGAGAGAACUUCUCUGUCGGCGAGAGGCAGCUGAUCUGCAUGGCUAGAGCACUUCUGCGCAACUCCAAGAUUAUCCUCUUGGAUGAGGCGACGGCUUCAAUCGACGCAGAAACGGACGCUCUGAUCCAAAACACCAUCAAGGAGGCCUUCCACCACUGCACCAUGCUCACCAUCGCGCACCGCAUCAACACCGUCAUGCACUCGGAUCGGAUCCUGGUCAUGGACACAGGCGAGGCAGCAGAACUGGACCCUCCGGAGGUGCUGAGGCAGAGACCCAACUCCCUGUUCUCCUCACUCGUCGCUGCAGCCAACACUGUAAACACGUGAUGCGGCACCACAGUUACUGUAAUCUGGAUUGAUAAUCUUGUUUGUGGUGUAACUGAGUACAAAGAAUCAGAUUUUAUUGCACAUUUGUGCACAAAGAUGUGUUCAAAUCUCUAAUCUGUUGUCACAAACAGACUAUCUUGUUUUCUUUAGGUUUUCACCUCCUACUGAAUCUGCUUUGUAUAUUUAAAUAUUUAUUUUGCAUGGCUUCCUGCGCGAUACGUGCAGUACUUUGGAAGAAACCGCAAACAAGAAUCUGUGGACACAUCCGAUACUACAUUUACCGACUGCAAUAAAUAGGAAUAUUUCAUUUUAAAACAUUGUGGAAAUUUAUUUGAGCAAUAAAUUGGGGGGCGUUUUUUCUCAGGCACAAGAACAGAUUGUUGGGAAAUUUGCAGAAGUUGUCUCUUUUAAGAAAGAUUUUCAUGUAUUCUAAACCCAGCCAUUUUGAUCGGACGCAAAGCUUUUCCUGCUGUGAAAUCGCAUUAAACUUCUGCAUCUUUGGUUAUUGUUUUACCGUUAGACGUCCUGUCCUCCGCCACCUAUCUCAGCUCUCCACCCAUUCUGCUCACUCCUUCUACCCUCCAUGCAAACCACACUGGAUAAGCCUUAACCAGAUAUUUAUUAUCUGUGGAGGAUAAAGACAGAGAGGGAUGACUCACCUCUGAAAAAUCUUGUUAGGAGCUGAACUCGGGAGUUUUCUGCCUCUCCUUGAUGCUGAGAAGCUCAGCAGGAAAGAAAGAAAGAAAAAAGACUUUAGGAUAAAGAUGAUGGCUUAUUUUGGAAACAGUUUUAUGUUUUUAUAGGUUAAAAUAUCUGAAGCUAAGAUGCACUUAAAAGAUUUAUUAGAAAAGUAAACUUACAGUACAGCGAAAAAAAAGUGUUGAA